UUUUAUCUCAAGGUUUCCAGGCAACCGGCUGACGGCUCCGGCCAGAGCGAGAAGCCGCUCGGGAGAGGGGAAGCUGCGCAUGUGCGGGGAGCCCGCCCCUUCCCUUCAUGCUGAGGGGUUGACCAAUGGGGAAAAUUGGAGGACCGGAAGGACUCUGGUGCUCCAGCCAAUCAGAGCACGGGCUUUGUGUGAAUGAAGAUUGCGUUUCACACAGACUAAAACUUCCUUCUGUGUCCAACAUCUGAUAUCAAAAGGGGAGGAUUUUCAGACAAAAAUCUCAAAACAAGCAUUAUGUUAAGAUCUGACAGAGUCGCUUGAUUCAUUGGAAUGCGAAUACUCUCAAGUUUUGAAUCUGGAAGGAGAAAUGUUUAGUCUGUUCUGUCUGCUUCAAAAGAUUUUAAAUGUUGUUGCAACUGGAAAAUCACCGAGACGCACACACACACCUGAGUGAGAGUGUUUCAGUGCACUGACUGUGGAAACAGCUUUAAACAGUUAAACAGCCUGAAUAGACAACACAGUGCAGAGAGACAGUACAAGUAUUCCGUGUGUGUCCGAGGCUUCAACUGAUUGUCAAACCUGGAGAUUCACAAGGACACAAGCACCAUGGAUAAACCAUGGAAAUGUGGAGACUGUGGGAAGCGAUACCGAAUCCCAUCUGAACUGGAAAUUAUUCAUCGCAUUCAUACCGGGGAGAGGCCUUUCACCUGCUCUGAAUGUGGGAAAGGAUUCACAAGGUCAUCCCACCUGCUGAAGCACCAGCGGAUUCACACCGGGGAGAGGCCGUUCACCUGCUCUGAAUGUGGGAAGGGAUUCACUGGCUCAUCCCACCUGCGGACACACCAGCGAGUUCACACUGGGGAGAGACCAUUCACCUGCUCUGAGUGUGGGAAGGGAUUCUCUCAGUCACCCAACCUACUCACACACCAGCGAAUUCACACUGGAGAGAGACCGUUUAGCUGUUCUGUGUGUGGGAACAAAUUCAGUCAGUUAUCCAGCCUGCGGACACACCAGCGAUUUCACACUGGGGAGAGGCCGUUCACCUGCUCUGAGUGUGGAAAGGGAUUCGUUGAGACAUCGAGUCUGCUGACACACCAACGACUUCACACUGGGGAGAGGCCAUUCAUCUGCUCUGAGUGUGGGAAAGGAUUCACUCAGUUAUCCCACCUGCAGAAACACCAGAGAAUUCACACUGGCGAGCGGCCAUUCACCUGCUCUAAACCGUGGAAAUGUGGGGACUGUGGGAAGGGAUUUCGGGCCCCCUCUGAUCUGGAGAUUCAUCGACGCCGUCACACUGGGGAGAGGCCGUUCACUUGCUCCGUGUGCGGCAAGGGAUUCAGUCAGUCAUCCAGCCUGCUGCAGCACCAUGUCACUCACAGCAAUGAGAGACCUUUUAAAUGCUCUGACUGUGGGAGUGCCUUCAAAAGAUCUCAUGACCUGACAGUCCACCAGCGCAUUCACACUGAGGAGAGAUCAUUCAGCUGUUCUCACUGUGGGAAGACAUUUGGAACAUCCUCCAAACUGCUGAUACACCAGCGUGUUCACUCUGGGGAGAGGCCAUUCACCUGCUCCAUCUGUAGAAAGGGAUUCACUCAGUCAAGCGCCCUGUGGACACACAAGCGAGUUCACACCGGGCAGAAGCCGUUCACCUGCUCUGAGUGUGGGAAGGGAUUCAGUGAUUCAUCACACCUGCAGAGACACUGGCGAGUACAUUCUGGGGAGCGGCCGUUCACCUGCUCCGAAUGUGGAAAGGGAUUUACUCAGAUAUCCAACCUGCAGAUCCACCAACGAGUUCACUCUGGGGAGAGGCCAUUUACGUGCUCUGUGUGUGGAAAGAGAUUCACUCAGAUAUCCAACCUGCAGAUCCACCAGCGAGUUCAUACCGGGGAGAGGCCGUUCACCUGCUGUGUGUGUGGAAAGGGAUUCAGUCAUUCAUACACUCUGCAGAAACACAAGUGGGAUCACAUUGGGGGGAGGCCAUUCACCUGCUCUGAGUGUGGGAAGGGAUUCAGCGAUUCAUCCACAUUGCAGACACACAAGCGGGUUCACACAGGAGAGAGGCCAUUCACUUGCUCCCUGUGUGAGAAGGGAUUCACUCAGUUAUCCAACCUGCUGACACACCAGCGAGUUCACACUGGAGAGAGACCGUUCACCUGUUCUGAGUGUGGAAAGAGAUUCACUCAGUCAUCGCACCUGCGGAGACACCAGCGAGUUCACAAGUGAUUCCAGGGGCUGGAUUCUGCUGUUUUGCUGCUGUUAAUCACAUCCAGGAGUGAACCAUGUUCAUCCUGACACUUGGUAAAGUGGGAGGGUCGGAGAGUUUCUUUCUGCUGGACUGGCCGCUCUCAUGACUUUGCUUCCAGUGGGCUGAUGCUCUUUUAGCCUGGGAGUGCACAUUUCUAUUGAAAUGAUCCACAAAAGCUGAUGAAGGACAUUUAUUUCAUCCUGGUCAGUAAAUAGUAUCUUCCCAAACAAUACAGGUGGAUCUAAAAUUUGUCUGUUCCAUUGAGUCUACAGCACAGGGCCAGGCCAGUCAGCUCAAUUGGUCUCUGUCAGCAUUUAUGUUCCACAUGAGUCUCCACCCAUCCCUCUUCAUCUCCC
Messenger RNA from Carcharodon carcharias (great white shark), 2598 nucleotides. RefSeq names its product zinc finger protein 271-like. Gene Ontology annotation, molecular function: DNA-binding transcription activator activity, RNA polymerase II-specific; RNA polymerase II cis-regulatory region sequence-specific DNA binding. Bases 604 to 2220 code for a protein of 538 amino acids. Gene Ontology annotation, cellular component: nucleus. Gene Ontology annotation, biological process: regulation of transcription by RNA polymerase II. The transcript is spliced from 3 exons. The record is from RefSeq and is a predicted model, not a curated record. Lineage: Eukaryota; Metazoa; Chordata; Chondrichthyes; Lamniformes; Lamnidae.